AUAUGCCCCAUGCUUCAUUGCUUAAUUCUGUCUCCUUAAUCUCCGCUGUACACUUCUUAGCUUGCACCUCUCCAACUUUCCAGGGGAACCCCCACAACUACAGCCGUCGUCCGAUCAUCUUUCAUUCUCCUCGACUGAAAUGUGUAUCGGACAGUGUUCGAUGCAUGUGGUAGGACGACGACGGCGACGAAUGUGGGGCGCCGUUGAUCUGGAAGUGAUGUUGUUGGGGUUAUUGGUUAUGGUACAAGUACAACUGUCUGUUCAGCUGAGGUGUAGUCAUCCCAUGCAUGGGGUUGUGGACAGGAUCAAUGAGAAUGCAGGGCCUUAUAUUGGGCUUGUCAUGACUUUCCCUACCGAAGAAAUCGUGCUUCAAACCUCUGGUUUCUUUGUUCCCAGCUCCGAGAUCCCCUGGGUUGACCUGGCUGGAAGGAGGUUCAACAUUGGGAAGGUCAAUGGUGUAGAUGUAAUUUAUGUGAUGACUGGAGAGCAAACGCUAAAUGCAGGUGUAGCUGUGCAAACCCUUCUUGACACAUUUGAUAUUCAUGGAAUUGUUCACUAUGGAAUAGCUGGAAGUACUAAUGAUUCAUUGUACAUUGGUGAUGUUAGUGUCCCAAAUUAUGUUGCCUUCACAGGAUCUUGGAAAUGGAAGGAGUUCAAGUCAGCAGAUGGGGAACUCACAGAACUGAAGUUUGGGGCUUUCAAUUUCCCGGAAAAGGGAGAUAAUUUGUUGGCAAAGAUAGACUUCACUCCCCAGCAAUUGUACUCUGCUGGAAAACCAAUGGAAGAGGUCUUUUGGCUUCCAAUAGAACCAAAAUUUUUCAAUAUUGCUACAACACUUCAGGAUUUACAGCUACUACAAUGUGUCAAUGAGACAUAUUGUCUUCCUGAAACACCAAAAGUUGUGUUUGGAUUGAGAGGUUCUACUGCUGAUAUAUACCUUGACAAUGCAGCUUAUAGAAAAUUUCUUUUCAAAGAAUUUAAUGUCUCGACUGCUGAUGAAGAGAGCGCGGCUAUUGUGAUGACUUCUCUAUCAAAUGGAGUGCCUUGUAUUGUGUUUCGCGGUGUCUCGGACAUGGCAGGCGGGGAGGAAAAGUUGUCUGCAACAAGCGUGACUUCUUUGGCUGCUAUGAAUGCUCUCACUGUUGCGGUUGAGUUCAUUGGAUUAUUUGGUGAGGAGGCUGUAAUUCAUGACCACUGAAGAUGUCCUAAAUAAGGAUUCAACUUAUGUUGUGCAGUUUGAACUGAUUAAUUCCUGCAAUAGCUUCUUAAGGUCUUGUCCUGUCAUACAAUGUCGACUGCAAUUUAUGAAAGUUGGUGCAGUUGUUUGUGUUCACUAACAAAAGUCUCAAAUUCAAGACAUUGUUGGUUAGCUACAAAGAAUUAGAAAGCAGUGACACAAUCCACAAACUGCCGGGGAUGUGGCUUUCAUGA
Alnus glutinosa is the source of this 1431-nucleotide messenger RNA. Its product is annotated as bark storage protein A-like. The coding region runs from base 140 to 1198 and encodes 352 amino acids. Lineage: Eukaryota; Viridiplantae; Streptophyta; Magnoliopsida; Fagales; Betulaceae. The transcript has 6 exons. The record is from RefSeq and is a predicted model, not a curated record. Gene Ontology annotation, biological process: nucleoside metabolic process. Gene Ontology annotation, molecular function: catalytic activity.